UAUCAUAUUUGCCACCUCUUUCUCGAUCCCCAAAUUAAAUCGGAAAAUCGAUCUCCGAUUUUCUCCUAAUUUCUUCCUCUAAUAUAUAAAUCACGUAAAUAUCCGUUCAAUUCUCGUUCUUCCCUUUCGUUCGAUCGUUUUCUCUGCCCGGCCGUAGAUUUUACGUGUUUCUAGGGUUAGGGUUCUUCAAUCACUUCGAUUGAUCCCUUUUUAUCCUUCGAUUUCUCAUGGGUUUUCGUUUUAUUGUCUAUUCGUGUUGAUUAUCAAUUUUAUUUUGUCUAAUUUUGUUCGAUUUUUCUCGAUUCGUUUUCCUUUUAGGGUUUGUAUUUGUUUCGCAUGCUAGGGUUCGUUUCUACCUGAAAUUCUUAGAGGGUUUCGGUGUUUUAAUCUGUGGCGUGAUUUUUCGGGGUAGUUCUUUGUCUUGAUUUUGUUGUUUUCUCAGAGAACCGGAAUUUAGGGUUAGGUUUUUCUUGUAAUUUGAGAAUUUUCCAGACAGUCAAAUUAAUUAGGGAAACGCCUCUCUCUGUAGUGAUAUCAAUUUUAGUCCGAAAUUAAGUCAUCUCAAUUGAGGUUUCGUUCUAUUUCUAGCAGCCCAAGGUUUCCAAUUUAAGACAAUUUGGAGGUGUUAAAUGGGAGUUAAGCGGCCUUUUAAUGACGAGGAGCUGCAAGGCCAAGAACUUCCUUUCAAGAGUCCGAGACAGUUUGGCUAUAUUGACAAGCUGGCUCAGUUUGCUGAUACUAUUCCCCAUAGUAAUAGUCCUCAAAAACCUUGUAUUUCAGUAGAAGUUGAGGGUGGAUUUUGUAAACACCAUUGGUAUGAAGAAUUUAAGACUGAUGCUUUGGAUGAUGUUACUAAUUUGGUUGAUGUGGAUUCCGAGACUACUGCUCCCUUAUCUUUGGUUACUAGCAUUUCUAGCGAGGAAGAUACAGGCACCGGUGUAGUAGAUAUUUCACCCGUUUCAUCUGAAUAUUUUGACUCUGGUUUCCCUCGUCGAAUGUUUUCUCCUGUUGAGGAUGACUAUUAUUUCCUCUUGGAUCAGCCUCCUCGAAAACAAGUUCCGAUUGGGCCAGAUCAUCAAGCCAAUGUUCCAUCAUGGGGUUGGCAUGUAAAGAAUAAUAAGUUUGCUGAUGCUUCAGAAACUGCAGAUAAUUACAAUGAAGAUAUUAAGAUGGGAACAUGUAUCAUUCCAAUGCCUGGCUCGGAUUUGUCUGCAAACAGCGGUGGUAAUGUUUGUGCAGGCAGAGCUGAUUGUAGCUGCCUGGAUAGGGGAUCCUCAAGAUGUGUGCAACAUCAUGUUAAGGAGGCACGGAAACUAUUACGAGAAUCCCUUGGGCAUGAAAAAUUUGUGAAACUGGGGUUUUAUAACAUUGGAGAGGAUGUAGCAUUUAAAUGGACUGAAGAAGAUGAAGAGAUUUUUCAUGAGGUUGUUUACAGUAAUCCUGUAUCAUUGGGUAAGAAGUUUUGGAAGCAGUUGUCGUUGGUUUUCCCAUCACGAUCCAAUAGAGAGCUCGUCAGCUAUUAUUUCAAUGUCUUUAUCCUUCAGAGGCGAGCUAUUCAGAACAGAUCCAAUAGUCUGGACAUUGACAGUGAUGAUGACGAGUUUUAUGGAAAUCAACAGUCGUACAAAGUUCAAGCUAUAGAGGAAGAUGAAGACUCUGCUAUUGAAUCUCUUGCUGAUCAGGAAGAUCUGGCAAACUAUCGAGAUGACAAUGACGUGGAUGAUGAUGAUAGUGGCAAUUCUGGUGGUGAUAGUGGUGUUGGAUAUUAUGGCAGGGCCACGACAAGAGAGGAUUAUGGCAUAAAUCUUUCGUUAAAAGGACAUGUUUUGAAGCCAUUUGAUGAGAGCAGGUUCGGUCCUGUUUUUCAACAGGAGGACCAGGGUUUCGGAAUAAUGGAGGAUAUCAAUGUACAGGAUGACUCAUGUAUGUCUUUCGAGUUUCAGCCAGACAUGGUUGACUCUCAUAAUCAGAUUGGCACAAAGGUGAACUCGCAUGUUAGUGAACGAUCAAUGACUGAGCUUAGCAAGUCUUUGCAGCCGGGUAAACUAUAUGAGGCUAGUGAGCUGGUGAGCGAUAUGUAUUUGUUGGAUACAUGUGAUGCCAAAAUCUGGGACACUAGGUAUCCUACAUCUUCAACAAAAGGGUUCGAUCUCCAGCCGACAUGCAACAUAAUCGAAGAGAUUUUCGGACUAGACACUUGAGGUAAGAACAAAUGGUUUGUUCUUGAAAUGUCCAGAAUCUUCUCAUUAGUUAAAGGCCAAGGUUUUGGUCCUUCAACAAUCAUUUUUCCUUGUAAAUUCAUCUACCUAAUGUAUUUUGCUUCAGCAUGUCAACAAGUGCUGUUAAUGGAAUCUUUUCUUCUUCUGUAUAU
Molecule: messenger RNA, 2371 nt
Organism: Hibiscus syriacus
Lineage: Eukaryota; Viridiplantae; Streptophyta; Magnoliopsida; Malvales; Malvaceae
Exons: 3
Coding region: 630-2201 (523 amino acids)
Source: RefSeq, a predicted model, not a curated record